This is a messenger RNA of Colletotrichum abscissum, 297 nucleotides long. RefSeq lists its product as uncharacterized. NCBI's taxonomy places the organism in Eukaryota, Fungi, Ascomycota, Sordariomycetes, Glomerellales, Glomerellaceae. The record is from RefSeq and is a predicted model, not a curated record. The transcript has a single exon. The coding region runs from base 1 to 297 and encodes 98 amino acids.
AUGGCCAGCCAUGAUUCACAAGAUUCACAAGGCUACCACAUCACAGAUUGCCUACAGGCGGCUUUGACAUCGCUCGAAGAGGAGGUAACGAGAGUGAAUUCGAGCUCCGUGCAGUUAGAAAGCGAGAUACAAAGACUACAGAGCGAGCGACACAAGCAAAACAUACUCAUAUCAUUGCAAUCCCAAUACAUUGCCCUUCUGGAGGAGAGACUCAAUUUCGAAGAAUCCACGGGGCCUCUCAUUGAGGUCAGCAGUAUCAGAAACGGGACCAAUGAUGAUGACAAGAUUCGCACUUAG